AUGCCGUCCAAGUCUUGUACUGGAUCUAAUAAGGCAGAUGCUCUUAUGCUGCGCAGCCAAGAGUUGUUCCAUCUGACAUGCCAUAUACAGCCUUCCAAAGGACUUCUUUCUCCGGUACUCAUAGUAGAGGGAGUGAGAUCAUCAGGUAAGACAUUCACCCUCAAUGAGUUGCGAAAAAUAGUCUCGGCACAAAGCAAAUGGAUAGACCUCGAUUGUCGAAGAGUUUACGGUAUUCGUGGUAUAUUACAGCGUUUUUUGGUGCGAAUUCUGAAUGCUGAAUUACAAGCCAUAUUGAACGAAUACGAUCCGGCUCUCGCGCAACAGAUUAAAGACCGAAUCGAGCUAUGUGACGGAAUAUCGUCGUUUAUAUGGACUCUGGAAGUUCUCCUGGAGGUUGGGUCAAAAUACUUUGACUGUUAUUCACACAUCUUUGUUCUGGAUCAUAUUGACCAGAUGCUUGGUAACGAUUCGCCCGUGGUACUAGCAACUGCUUUGGCUAGACUUCACGAACAAGUGCCGAAGUGUGACAACUUUUGUUUUGUUUUUGUGGCCUCCUCACCAAACUCGCUGGACUUGACUUCUCUCUCUCUGCCACACGUUUUCUUUCCAGCAUAUACUUAUGAUCAACUGAACAAGGUUCUUUACUUGAGACUGAUGGCCAGUGGCUGGCGAACCAAGGUUGAGGAAAGUCUAUGGAAAUCUCAAGAUUUGGCUAAAGAUACGGGAAUUUUCUUCAAGACACUAAGUUCAUUGCUGCUGGAGAGUUUUUCGUUCUAUAUUGGUUCUGAUGUGGAUCUUGCCAUACAUGCUUUUGAUAGGUUGUUCCCACAUUUCGUGGAACCCAUAGCGAGGGUCGGUUCCAUUGUGAAUGGAGUGAACGAUCCAACGGCUGUAUACAAUGCGAAUAGAAAGCUCCUUCAGUCAGAAUGGGCUAUCAGAGAUACUUUUGUUGACGAAGGCAUCAAUCUGGAGAACGAAGAUACCAAUGAAAAUCGCUCUGUGGAGUCCUAUGACAUCACUCUCAAGGCUAAGUACAUAAUCAUCGCUGCAUACUUGGCCUCUUUCACAGACUCAAGAUACGAUCUAAUGUUGUUCUCCAAAACAAAUGAGGUCAGAGCAAAUUCAAAACUGCACCGGAAAAUCAGAUCCAACAAGUUCAGUGUCAACUCUAAAAUGCUCCAGCCACAGCCUUUCCCAUUAGAGCGAUUGCUGGCCAUCCUCCAUGCAAUUUAUCAUGAGGAUGUUCCAGAAGACGAUGUGAACUCGGACGUGUUGUUAUUGACCCAAUUGAAUACAUUAGCGUCUUUGAAGUUGAUUUUGAGAGCAACCACUGGUGAUUCGUUGACGACUUCGCUGAGGUGGAAGUGCAAUGUGAACUGGACCGUUGCUAAGAAGUUUGCAGAUGAUGUUGGAUUUGAGAUCCAAAACUAUUUCAUUGAGUAG
This is a messenger RNA of Kuraishia capsulata CBS 1993, 1443 nucleotides long. RefSeq lists its product as uncharacterized. The transcript has a single exon. Bases 1 to 1443 code for a protein of 480 amino acids. The record is from RefSeq and is a predicted model, not a curated record. Gene Ontology annotation, cellular component: nucleus; nuclear origin of replication recognition complex. Gene Ontology annotation, biological process: DNA replication; DNA replication initiation. Lineage: Eukaryota; Fungi; Ascomycota; Pichiomycetes; Pichiales; Pichiaceae. Gene Ontology annotation, molecular function: DNA replication origin binding.